Molecule: messenger RNA, 2178 nt
Organism: Exaiptasia diaphana
Lineage: Eukaryota; Metazoa; Cnidaria; Anthozoa; Actiniaria; Aiptasiidae
Product: alpha-N-acetylgalactosaminidase
Exons: 14
Coding region: 41-1270 (409 amino acids)
Biological process (GO): glycosylceramide catabolic process; glycoside catabolic process; oligosaccharide metabolic process
Cellular component (GO): cytoplasm
Molecular function (GO): alpha-galactosidase activity
Source: RefSeq, a predicted model, not a curated record
UUUGUCCCAUCUGUCACAGGACUUUUGUCCCAUCUGUGUAAUGGCGGCGAAAAUAACGAAGUCUGUAGCUACGUUUUGGUUUAUCUUUACUUUAUGUUGCUCAGAAGUUACUUCACUUGAUAAUGGCUUAGCUUUAACCCCCCCAAUGGGUUGGAUGGACUGGGAGAGAUUCAGAUGUAAUAUUGAUUGUGAGAAUGACCCUGARAAUUGCAUAGGUGAAAGACUCUUCAAAGAAAUAGCAGACCGCAUGGUUAUGGAUGGAUACAGAGAUCUUGGCUAUGARUACAUUAGUAUUGAUGACUGUUAUACUGAAAGGAGCCGUGAUUCAGAUGGCAAUUUACAUGUUAACAGAACAAGAUUUCCAAGUGGAAUCAGAUCAUUAGCUGAGUAUAUCCAUGCAAGAGGACUUAAACUUGGAGUAUACGCUGAUGAUGGAGUACUGACCUGUGCAGGUUAUCCCGGUAGCUUAAAAUACAUGCAGCAAGAUUCAAAGACGUUUGCAAGUUGGGGAGCUGAUUAUGUCAAGAUUGAUGGUUGUUACAAUGAUCCUGCAAAUAUGUCAACUAGUUACCCAGAAUUCUCUAAUGCCCUAAAUGCCACAGGGAGACCAAUGGUCGUAAGCUGUGAAUGGCCUUCAUACACUGAAUCUAGACAUAUUCCGACUGACAUGAUGAAGGUUGCACAAUAUUGCAACACAUACAGAGAUUAUGAUGAUGUCCAGGAUUCCUGGGAUAGCAUUCUGCAYAUAUUGGACUAUUUUGCUGCUAAUCAAGAUAUAUUUAUAGCUGCAGCUGGUCCUGGCCAUUGGAAUGAUCCUGACAUGCUUACUAUUGGUAAUUUUGGACUGAGUGAUGAUCAGUCAAGAGCCCAGAUGGCAUUAUGGGCAAUAUUAGCAGCACCACUAAUAAUGUCAACAGACCUAAGAACAAUUGCAGAUCGACACAAAGAAAUAUUACAAAACAAAGAAGUAAUUGCUGUUGACCAGGAUCCACUUGGAAAGAUGGGAAGACGAUGGUUGAAUGUUUCUAAUACUGAGGUUUGGUCAAGACCUUUGUCGGAUGGAUCAAUGGCUGUGGUUCUGUUGAAUCGUCGAACUGAUGGACGGCCGUUUAAAAUGACAGCUCCUUUUAAUAAGGUUGGUUUUGAUGCUGUUCUAGCUGCAGCGCGUGAUUUGUUUGCACACAAAGAUCUAGGAAACUACAAUGGGACCUUUUUUGCCCAAGUAAACCCCACUGGGGUAGUGAUGGUAAAAUUAACUAAGAUAAAAUAGACUCAUCAUCAACAUUCAAGUGGAAAGCAAUUUCAAAUUCAAGACAUCCUUUCUAUUGAGAAAUUUUAUUUUAAAACCAAUUUUCAAUCAAAAUGAACUAUAGACAGGAUGUCAUCAAGCUUGUUUAUGCAAAUCCUAAUGUCAAUCUCAGUCGUUCUCGGUUGUGGUUGUUAUUGGCCGAUGUGUUCCAGUACUUGAGGAAACUUGUUCAUCAGUUGGACCAUCAUUCUAUCUAUAUAUCGCUUCAUCUCUUUGUUUUCAUCUGUUAGCUCUGAAUACAAUAAUGAUUGAGAUUCACGUUAAGUCAUGAUAAUAUAUUUACAACUAUUUCUCCAUAUUAACUAAGAUUAUGAAAUUCUCAUUUUGUACAAAUUUUAUUUCUAAUACAAAACCUGUCAUUCUCCAUUGUGCUGAUUGUACUUCAUGACGUAAUUGAGUCAAUUCUUAUACGAGUAGUUUACGAGGGAAUUUACUGCCUUUCAAUUCUGACAUGAAUGAUAAGACUAAAUAAUCACAGAUGCCCCUAAGGGAUCGAAGGAGAUGGGGUGGUGAUGGGAAGAUAUGAAAUUUAUUCUGUUGUACAAUCGCGAAUCUGUAUUUCAUGAAAAUAUUUCUAUUGUUUGAAUACUUUUCCGACGCCAAAUUCAACUGAAGCGCAACAAAUACCUUUUGAGGAACAUAAUAUUCAUUUUCUGUCUCRGACCUCAAAGGAAAUGAAGAAAAAUACAAUAACUUUGAUCCUUCUUUAUCGCGCCUUGACAAAGUUUCUCGCUGCAUAAACUACAUGCAAGGCGGAAUAUUAAGACUGUGCAAGCAAAAAAAGUCGCGGUAUGUGAUAAAAAUAGUAUUCUUAUCAACUACUUUUAUUUCUUGUGGUUCCAUGCUCAGAUUAAACAAAUCCUCUCGCG